UGCAAAUCAAACCGAAAAUUUUAUAAGGGCGAAAAUCGAAAAUGACAUAUAUUACAGGGGUGAAAAGCACUAUUAACCCUUGUAUUUUCAAUAAAUUAUGCUAAUUCAACACGGUGUCUUCAAGAAUUGGAGAAAAUAACCGAAUGUUGCCGAACCUCGGAUUUGAUUGCUAUUCCAGUGUUCUAUGAUGGUGUCUUAUCCCUCAAACGGAGGUUUGAAGAGAGGUAUGUUUGGAGGGGCCUUUCAUGAUUUUGUGGAAAGAAUCAGUAAAGAUGAAGACAAGUUCAUGGGUUGGGUGGCAGAGAUCAGUAAAGCUUACAAAUAUUCGGGACCAAAAUAUUUAUUAGUCAAAGACUUGUACAGCGAAGAAAUUCAACACAUUAAGAAUGUAGUUGACCGUGUUAUUUGUGUGCUAAAUAAGAGGAUAAACUUAUCAUGUGCUUUCUAUACAGAGAGUCUAAAAUCUAGUUUGCAAGAUGUGAUUCAACAAUUGAAACAAUCAAAAUGUCCUCUCCUACUAGGGAUAUGGGGGAUGACAGGGAUUGGUAAAUCAGCCAUUGCCGAGGCCAUUUAUGAUCAGAUUAGUCCUUAUUUUGAAGACAAAUGUUUUCUAGAUAAUGUCAGGGUAGUUUGGGAAACAAAUAAUGGUCCAGUUUCUUUACAAGCGAAACUUCUUUUAGAUGUCGACAAAGCAACUAAAACAAAGAUUCCUACAAUUGAAUUGGGAAAAGAGAUUUUAAAAGAAAGAUUUCGACAUAAAAGGGUACUUCUUGUACUUGACGAUGUUAAUAAAUUGGAGCAGCUAAACGCUUUGUGCGGAAGUCGUGAAUGGUUUGGCACCGGUAGCAAAAUAAUCAUCACAACAAGAGAUAGACAUCUACUCAAGGAGCAUGGAGUGGACCAUAUAUAUAGGGUGAAAGAACUUGACAACACUGAGUCACUUGAGGUUUUGAACCGGGGUGCAUUCAGCCAGGCUACAAUUACUCCAGAAGAUUUUGUUGAACUUUGCAGAGAGGUAAUUUCAUAUUCUGGGGGAUUGCCUCUUGCUCUUCAAAAUCUUCGGACAAUUUUGCAUGGAAAAGAAGCACGUCAGUGGAUGGAUAUGUUGAGGAGUCUGGAAAGAUUGUCCAUUCCAUUUCCACAACUACUUGAAGCUCUAGAGAAGAGUUUUCAUGAUUUGAGUGAUGAAGAAAAACAUAUAUUCCUUGAUAUAGCAUGUUUCUUUAAAGGGAUGGACCAAAAUGUUGUACUCCAUGCAUUAAAUAGGCAAAUACAAUGCGCAAGUUUUCAAAUAAGUCUCCUUGAAGACAAGAGCCUUGUAGCCAUUGAUAAGAAUAACAAGCUUGAAAUACAUGUUCUGCUACAAGCCAUGGCAAGAGAUAUCAUUAAGAGGGAAUCAAGUAAUAUGUCUAAUCAGCCGAAGAUGUACGAUGUGAUCUUGAGUUUUAGAGGGGAUGACAGUCGUGCGAAAUUCAUUUCCCAUUUGUAUUCCUCUCUUCAAAAUGCGGGGAUUUAUGCUUUCAGAGAUGCUGAGAUUCAACGAGGAGAUCAUAUCUCAAUCUCUGUUGAAAGCAAUUGGAUGGUCUAGAAUUUCUAUAGUUGUUUUAUCGAUAAAUUAUGCUAAUUCAAGAUGGUGUAUGUUUGAGUUGGAGAAGAUCAUGGAAAUUGGAAGAACCGGUGGUAUGGUGGUUGUACCAGUCUUCUAUGA
This is a messenger RNA of Medicago truncatula (barrel medic), 1708 nucleotides long. Its product is annotated as disease resistance protein RPV1. The record is from RefSeq and is a predicted model, not a curated record. Bases 185 to 1588 code for a protein of 467 amino acids. Gene Ontology annotation, molecular function: ATP hydrolysis activity; ADP binding. The transcript is spliced from 3 exons. Lineage: Eukaryota; Viridiplantae; Streptophyta; Magnoliopsida; Fabales; Fabaceae. Gene Ontology annotation, biological process: signal transduction; defense response.